AUGAUCUCUUUGCAACUCCAUCUGUUGCUGUUUGACACCUCUGAAUCUCUUGUCGUAGCGUUGCUUGUCGUGUCAUUCGUCCCUCGCAUCGAUCUCGUGGUAAAGCGGGUGUCUAUUUUUGACCAGGUGCGUUCCACUUUCAUUGGGUUGCUUGACAACAAACUAACUUUUCCCCAGUGGUAUCCUACCCAAAAACCUAGCCCCGAAUCUACCAAUAACCCAAGUUACGAAUAUGCAGAGAAGUAUCUCACGACAGCGGCAAGAUAUUCUACCAAGGACAACAAGCAGCAUUAUCAUGACUGCAGGUUGAGCUGUGCUGGGGAAGAGCGAUACCAGCCAUCAUGGGAUUUCGUGUCAAGGUGUGAACGCUUUUGUGCAAGACUGUACGAUUACAACUCCCCGGUGGAAGUUGCUCCACAACCAGCUUCACAUGGUUGGUGGAUGAAAAAGCUGCCAAGUGGGAGAUUUGUGCGCAAUGAAGCUAACACCGAAGGCGGAGGAAAGGAGAACGGUCUUCACAUCCCAGAUCCGUGGGGUAAGGACAUAUCCAAGAUAAUAUCUUCUAAGAAGGCAGACAGCAGUGAAUCAGGUUCCGUUGGGGUACCACUUGCGUUGUCUUCCAACACGAAGAGGGCAAAAACAUCAAUGCUGCUUCAAACAACUGGGCAUGGACUUGACUCAGUCACAUAUGGCUCACACCAUGCUUUGGAGGACUUGAACAGCUAUUUUGAUUCUCUGCCCACAAAGGAUUGCUCGAAGCCCGACUGCAACUACAAGAACGUUGUCGUCGAAAAGAAGAAGGUGCUUGUACACAAGCCAGAAAAGUUUUCCACCAAGGACAUCAGGAAAUAUGAGAGGGAAGUGCUCGGUUACCGUCGAGAACACGAGGAGAAGCUGGAGAAUCAGGAACUUGCCCAGAUAGGUGAGGAAAGUGACAAAUUAGUUCAGGCAUCUGUCAACGGCUUCCACCAACUUGAGUCUUCAUCGCACGCUCGGUCUUCAUCGAAACAUGUGCGAGGUCGGCACAGCAAGGCUUACGAUGAAGCCAAGAAGGCGAAAGGAUUUGUUGGUUAUUAUGACAAUGUUUUCGGAAACGAUCAGGCGGGAAAGAGCUCAGUACAGAAGACUCACGCUAUCAUGAAAGCAGCAAGUCCUUCUGUCGAUGAGAAGCUCAAGAAUCUUGAGAAGCUUCAUUCACAAUUAGAAGCGCAGAAUGCUCAUUUGGUACAGGAGAAUCGUGUACAAGAAGCAGCCGCGAAGCGGGUUGAACUUCAACAGCAUUCUAGGCCGACAAUUCUUGCAAAAAAGACUGUUGUAGAGCAGGGAAGUACAGCUGCUGUGCCUGUUGACGGCAUCAUGAGGUCGGAGAGCACCCUGAAGAAGCAGCUGCUUGAGUUGGAGAAGUUACAUCAUUGA
Messenger RNA from Guillardia theta CCMP2712, 1416 nucleotides. RefSeq lists its product as hypothetical. Lineage: Eukaryota; Cryptophyceae; Pyrenomonadales; Geminigeraceae. The transcript has a single exon. The record is from RefSeq and is a predicted model, not a curated record. The coding region runs from base 1 to 1416 and encodes 471 amino acids.